Molecule: messenger RNA, 2910 nt
Organism: Eptesicus fuscus (big brown bat)
Lineage: Eukaryota; Metazoa; Chordata; Mammalia; Chiroptera; Vespertilionidae
Gene: DNAJC18
Product: DnaJ heat shock protein family (Hsp40) member C18
Exons: 9
Coding region: 52-1128 (358 amino acids)
Biological process (GO): cellular response to misfolded protein
Cellular component (GO): endoplasmic reticulum membrane
Molecular function (GO): Hsp70 protein binding
Source: RefSeq, a predicted model, not a curated record
CAGCCUCAGGCUCUGGAGAGGUUCGGUUGACCUGCUGACUGGGAACCAGAAAUGGCAGCUACUCUGGGCAGCGGAGAGCGCUGGACGGAAGCUUACAUUGAUGCAGUUAGAAGAAACAAAUACCCAGAAGACAGACCUCCUGAAAGUCAUGAUCCCUGUGGUUGCUGUAACUGCAUGAAGGCGGAAAAGGAAAAGAAGUCUGAGAACGAGUGGAAUCAGACCUGGCAGGGUGAGGGGAGUGCCACUUAUACUAAGGAGCAGCUGCUUGGGGUACAAAGGAUCAAGAAAUGCAGAAAUUACUAUGAAAUUCUGGGAGUUUCUCGAGAUGCCAAUGAUGAAGAGCUUAAGAAAGCUUACCGAAAACUUGCCCUGAAAUUUCACCCUGACAAGAACUGUGCUCCUGGAGCAACAGAUGCUUUCAAAGCAAUAGGAAAUGCCUUUGCAGUACUUAGCAAUCCGGACAAGAGACUCCGCUACGAUGAAUAUGGAGAUGAACAGGUGACUUUCACUGCCCCUCGAGCCAGAGCUUAUCAUUAUUACAGAGACUUUGAAGCUGACAUCACUCCAGAAGAGUUAUUCAAUGUCUUCUUUGGAGGGCAAUUUCCUACAGGAAAUAUUCAUAUGUUUUCAAACGUGACAGAUGAUACCCACUAUUACCGCCGGCGGCACCGACAUGAGAGGAUGCAGACAAGGAAGGAGGAGGAAGAAGAUAAACCUCAGACUACGUAUUCUGCAUUUAUUCAAUUACUUCCAGUUCUUGUGAUUGUGAUUAUAUCUGUUAUUACUCAGCUGCUAGCUACUAAUCCCCCAUACAGUCUAUUCUACAAAUCGACCAUGGGCUACACCAUUUCUAGAGAAACUCAGAACCUGCAGGUGCCUUACUUUGUGGAUAAAAACUUUGAUAAGGUCUACAGGGGAGCAUCUCUGCGUGAGCUGGAGAAGACGAUAGAGAAGGAUUACAUUGAUUACAUCCAGACGAGUUGUUGGAAGGAGAAACAACAAAAGUCCGAGCUGACCAAUUUGGCAGGAUUAUACAGAGAUGAACGACUGAAAGAGAAAGCAGAGUCGCUGAAACUUGAAAACUGUGAAAAACUUUCCAAACUUAUUGGCCUACGCAGAGGUGGCUGAGAGGAUGAUAGCUCUACACAGGGAUGGAAGAAAAAUUCCUGUUGGAAGGAGACUCUGCAUGAAAACUGAUUUCCAGAGUGGAGUUUCUCCUUUCAGAUGCACGGCCAUGAUUCAGACAGAUGUGUCUAGCAUGGUUCAUUCAACAUGUGGACAUUCCACAGGGUCAGAAGAUGCCUCCAGAGGUAAAGAGUGGGGCUUUAGUGGCUGGUAGAGGACAACUGCUCAGCUGUGGGGAGGAGGAGCAGCUCCAGAGAUAGCCAGAUUCUGCUGCCCAACUAUGUCUAUCCUCCUGGAUUUGGGGGGCUUUCUUGACUCCCUCUGAGUGACAGAGGGGAUUUACACAGUAAAAUGUGCCUGUGAGCCAAACAGGCUUAUAGAACAUUUUCCUGUGCACACCAAAAUCAAUGCUCUCCUCUCAACCCCAACCCCUGCUAGAAAAUGGGCCAUAAAUUAAACUGACUUGACAGGUUAGAAGACCCUCCUGUAGAUGCCCCUGAAGAAUGUGGCCACACAUUUUAUAGAUUUCAUGGCAGACAUUAGUUAUCUGUGAUGAUACUAAAUAGAGGCAAUACUAGCUCCAAUAAAUGUCAGACCUAUUGUCUGUCUUUAUAGAACUGAUGGUACUAUUUAAUUUAUUACCUAGUAGACCACAACACUCACAUCUGGUUUUCCUCAAGAGAAUAGUUGCAUUUGGUUAAAGGAUAGUUUAAUCUAUUUGGUACAGUCCAGAAUAUUGUUAAACUAAAAUUUCCUGGGUUAUAUUUUAGAUGGGUUGUCUACAUGGUGGUAAUCAUAAUGAUUUUCCUCUAGCCUACAUCCUUUGGAAAGUUUCCUAGUCCUAUAUAUGCUCUUUAGGUAAGGCUUAUUCUUGCUGUCAGAACUUGGUGUGCAGCACUAGAUUGUGUCUAUGAGCAUUAGAACAGCUUGAAGAUGUGUAAUGAGAGAAGGGCUAAGAAACAAGGCUUGAGGCUCAAGCAAAAAUGGAAACUCUCAUCAUUAGGAUGACAGUGCUCUUUGCACUGCAUGAUCAGCAGUGAGGAGGGGAGCAUGGAAGUCCUCACCACAAAGGACACUACAGCUUGAAGGAAUCCAUGACCCCUGAUUAGCAAUCCUGGGGUUCAUCUGCUCAAACCAGAAAAUGUCUGAACUUCCUUAUCAGCUCCAGGCCUCACAGAUUGGAAGAAGUGACCAGUAAAAAAUGCAAUUGCUAUGCUUUCUGUUGGAAACUAUUAAAAAUUACACUGAACUCCAAACCCAACUGGAACAUGAGAUCCAACAGCCUGGCCAAGCUAUGUGUUAUUCUCAUUUCAUCCUCACACUCAGGACACGCUUUGUGAGGAGGCACUUUAGGGAUUCUAGAAGCUUUCUGUUACAACUGGCCACACAUGCAAGUAGUCUCUGCAUGCAUGAUCCUCACAGGAGCUAGCAGUUAAUCAGUAUUUAUUUUGAAUUCAUUUAAGGUGUAAGCUUAGUAUCCUAAUACACUUGUUUUUGGAAAGGGCCAAGUUAUUGUACAUCUUAUUUUUUGAGCCUGCGUUGUUGAUACCUCAUGCAAUGACCACCAAGUAACUAUAUACCCAUGUGUUAGAUAUUAAUUACAUCAUUUGCAUCCCAUUCAGUAUUUGGAAUUAAAGAUGUGAAUGUUUUGUGACCAGAGCCAGGUUUGAUACAGAUGGAAUCAGCUCCGGUGGAGUUCUGAGAAAUCUGGUCACCUGAUCUACUGCAUCUGAAUUAACUGUAUUUUAACACAGAAAGAAAUUAAAAGAUUUUAUAUAUAAAAAA